Molecule: messenger RNA, 18464 nt
Organism: Paramuricea clavata
Lineage: Eukaryota; Metazoa; Cnidaria; Anthozoa; Malacalcyonacea; Plexauridae
Source: the annotation of a GenBank genome assembly
CAACAACAUACGUACAUUCAAAAUGGCGUUCUCAAGAAUGCAAAGAUGUAUUAUUCUCAUGUCAAAACAAAAUAAGGUUUGUAGUCCGUUAAAGUAUUUACCCAGGAGACCAGAAUAAUGAUCUGUUUUUGAUCUGUCGAUUCAUGCAGUACAUAUUUUUAAAUAUGCAAAAAUGUUUGACUAGGCAAAAUAUAGACUAAUUUAACUAGUAAACUACUAAAGUCCAUCAAGUUAACAAUUAACAUCAACGGUUGGUUUAUAGCCUUCCUGGUCCUUCCAGGUUGCAGUUUAGGUGCAGGUUUAUUGAAUCCCCCUGAUUUAAUGCCAUAACUAGCUUAAUUAUUUUAUAGCAUGAAAACAUUAUGCAGACCUGUCAACUCUCCCGGUGCCGCCGGGAGACUCCCGGUUUUGACCUUUUUCUCCCGGUAUCAAGAUAUUUUCUCCCGGUUGCUUGUUUUAAUUGUUACAAGGUAAUGGAAUAUUUUCCAGAUUCAAAUAUCUGGCAAGAAAUAGUAGUCGUGUGAAAAUCACUCGUGUCCAAGCUGAAACUUACUCCAUGAACUACAAGUGUUCGGCUUUUUUAUCCACUUUCGCACUAUAAGCGAUAUAAAGUAGAUUAUUGUAAGGAUAUGAGAUGUAACGUGGGAUCUCGAAAACUAGUUGCAUUCUUGCCAUGUUGGCAUUAAAUUAAAUUAAACAAGUUGUUGAAGCGAAUGCAUGCAAUUAUAAUGAUUAUAAAGCCGGGAAAAUGAUUAGAAUUUUUUACUGUUUUGAACACUGCAUAUGACUUUAAUUUUGCUCUCCCGUUUUUUGAUAAAAUCUCACAGUUUUUUAAGGGCUAAAAAGCGAAAUCUCCCUGUUUUAAAAUUUUAAGAUUGACAUGUCUGAUUAUGCAACCCGAAAUAUAUUCAGUGGGAUUGUAAAUUACUGGCUUUUUUCGAUUGAGUGGUGGAGUGGUGUUGAGAUGGAGUAAGUUAGCCUCGAACCUAGAAAAUUUUGAAAAUUACAUACCCAGAAAGUUCAUUUCCAGCUAUUUCCCAAAAUAAUUUUGUUUGACAGUUACCAUGUGCCAGUGUCGAAAGUUUGUACUGCACGCCCGAGAUAUCGGGUGCGCAAUUUUGAUGCUUUCUAUAUAUUUCCUAUAAAUUAACAAGCUUUCCAGUCAGGACCAUGUGUAUAUUGCUUGAUGGUAGGGAGAUAUAUAUUUCUGUGGAACACAUGUGUAACUGAAAAAUUAGUGAAGAUUCAAGAUUGCCAAUGAUUAUCAUAUUGUAAAAGGACAAUUACACAAAGUAUCUAUUGGCCAAGCCAAACGUUAAUACUCUACUUUGAAAAUCACGUAGACAUGCUUAAAACUUCAACACUGUAGAAGCCCAACUUUAGCACUUUCAAAACUAAUAUAUUUCACCUUUCAAAACUGAUAAUUUUGGUUAAGCCAAUGGCAGUGCCAUGACCAUGUAACUAUUACUAUUUAUUAGAGUACUAGUGCAGGGGGCUGAAGCCCCCCCCCAAAAAAAAAAUUAUGUUAAUACACCCUUCCAGAAAGUACAUCACUUUAGCUAAAGAGCCUCGUUCAUGUGACGCUAGUUAAAGCCCAAAGUUUCAAUCACAAAAACGUGGCUCUUUAGCCAUUGUGACAUACUUUCCAGAAGCCUGUAUUGGCAGCAGGGAGCUGAAGACGGUCCCUGUACAAUUUGAUUGAUGAGUAAACUGAAUGCACAAGUAGCCCAUUGUAUAAUCUAUGCAUGAUAUGUGACAUACAUUAAUUUGCUAGCAGAGGCAUGCAGUCUCUGAGUGCCCUCUAAUUAAUCAAGUGAUGACUGAUCAAUUACAAUCAAACGAGGCUGUCGACAGUUGUUCAUAAUGUUUGUAAUCUUAAAUUUAGGAGCGGAUCUACCGUGGGGGGAGGGGCGGGGUGCAGCACACCUAGUGGUGUCUAUCAUCACUCUAGAGGAGUCCAGCACAACCCUAAAAAUAUCUGCUUGACCACACAUUUUCUGCUUUUCGCAUAGCCAUUGGCAGAACUUCUACUGUUAGCGUGUGUAGAUUUCUUGAAACAAUUUUAUUGAUUUCUGAGCUCACGAGAAAAUACUCGUUCACAUAGAGAAAUCGUUGCUCAUAUCAUUGAUAUAGAGUAAUAAGUAAAUUGAUGUGCCUGUAAAUAUUCUAAUAACGUUCUUAUCAUGUAAAUAAUUGAAGUAUUUUGCCUUAUUUUUGCAAAUAGCUCUUAAGUUUUCUAUUUUUGCACACGCCCCUCGUAGAAAUCAGCUUCGGUUGACGAGGUCAUCGUGUAUAAAUAAAGUUUUUAGUUGUUAUUCUGGAUUAUAUUGAAGUAUUGUAAACAGUUUUAAUACGAUUCUAUACAUUAAAUAAAACGAUAAAAAUUGUAAUAUAUUGUGUGGAAUAUCGAGUAACAUAAAUUUUGGAGGUCCCACCGGGACGAAAAUAUGGAAGCACACUCAGUGAAUUUUGGUGUAUGUUUUGAUCGAAGAAAACAGCGAAGGUACGCUUAUGUUUUAAAUUAACGUUGAGACUUGAGAGUAUUUAUUGUCGCAUAUUUCACUGGAUUGGGUUCAAAAUGGAUGAAGAAGUUAUGAUAGAACUCCAGUCUUGUAUACUCGGGUUAAAUAUAACAGAUUUAAAAGAUUUUGGUAUAAAAAUGAAGUGGCUCAUGAUCACCGUUGAGACAACAGAAGGCAUUUGAAGGGAAAUUCGAACUGAUUAAAGCGAAGCGAGCAAGUGUUAGGAAAACGGUUUUUCAGACCUAGUGGAAAAAAUCAAGUCGCUUUUGUAUGAGCAAAUGUUAGACAAAAGUAACGAAAGCUCAGAGGAAGCCGAGAAGAAAAAAUUAGUGAACCCGAACAGAAAGACAAAAUGACCUAUCAGUCGUUAAUCUCGCAGAUCGAAGCCGGGUUAAAGAAAGGCUAUACGGAGCCCGAAGUAGUUACUGCAGUUAUUAACUCGAUUCAAGGAUUACAACUACGCAGCUACUUGGAGGGACUGAGUGGAUUAACCCUGCCAAAACUACGCAAAAUGUUCCGUUUCCAUUUUCAGGAGAAGAGUGCCACCGAGUUAUACCAGCUCUUAGCGAAUAUUAGCCAACUACCAAAGGAAUACCUGCAGUCAUUCUUUAUUCGCGCUUUGACCACUCGGCAAAAGAUUGUCUUUGCAUCACAGGAAUCGGACAGUAAAAUUAAGUAUGAUGAAGAAUUAAUUCAAGGACUAUUCGUUCAUGCUGUCGAAACAGACUAACUGGUCUAGCGGAUGAGACUAUUCGUGCAAAGAUCAGGCCCCUGUUAAAAAAUCAUUCUGUGGCUGACGAAGGUUUAAUCGAGGCGAUGAGCUUAGCUAUGUCGGCAGAAUCGGAGUGAGCUAACAAAUUUACUCAAGGAAAACCGGCUAGACCGUCGACAAAGAUAUCAGAAGUGGAAGCUGUGGCCAGCGGUGAACCAAAGGAAAACAACCCAAGUAACCAGCACGAAAAUCAGAUUCUGGCGACACGCAAGGCCAUAUACAGUCAGAACUGAACAGUGCUCAAUCGGAAGUGGCAAGCCUCCAGAGGGAAGUUGGUGACAAAGACUACCCUCGUAACCAUCUUCCUACAGAAGGUGGAGCCAGAAGUGACACCAUGUUGCGAACCAGAAGUCCUUAUCCCAGACAAUAUAAAUCGUGUUACGAAAACAAACAAGCGGAUUACUCCCAUUGCUUUAAGUGUGGCAGACCCAACCAUACUGUACGCUACUGUCGGUCGGGAAAAGGCCGCGGCGACCACCCACGAGACAGGGAGUAGCCCUCCAGUAAAGAACACGUCCCGCUAUUGUAACUGUUGUCAGAAAGAAGAAGGAGAUGUAAAUUUUAAACGUUGCUCCGCUUGUAAGUUGAUAUAUUAUUGUUCGACUGGAUGUCAGAAGAGAUAUUGGAAUGACCACCAAUCACUUUGUAAAGUUAUUCAAGAUUUACCACAUGCCAAAGGACUUGGUGAUGGUUGUGACUCCAGUGUUUUUGUUAGUCACAUAACCCUUAAACAGCAAGCUGCUUUUAUAAAUUAGUUGGUAGAAAAUGUUCUGUUAACUAGCUGUUGCCUAAAUGAUAUAAAAGUAACAACCCUGUGGGACACUGGAGCUCAAGUCUCUACAAUUACAGAACACAUCUUGAAACAACAAUUGCCUGACUUGACGAUACGGGAUAUUAACGAGUUACUGGGCGUGGAUUCUGAUAUUAAGUUGAAAGGUAGCGAAGAGAACGAAGAUAGCUCUAGAUAUUAUGGGUCAGUCGAAAGCAUCAACAACAGGAGAAAAAGAAGAUCAUGCAAAUCAGGAAGAAAGUGUUGCACCAAAAGUAGAUCUCAGCGGACUCACACCCGAACAGCAACAUGUCGUCCGAAAAAUGUUGUGCGAAGAACGUGACGCUUUCGUUGAAAAUGACAUCGGUUGCAUACCAGACCUGCAAAUGAACAUCAACCUGACAGAUACGCGACCGGUACAAAAGAUUUAUACAGCUAUCCCUUGUCCCCUGCACCCUGAGGUCAAGCAUUACCUCGAAGACCUGCUCAACAAGAACUUUAUUCGCAAAUCUAUGUCACCCAUCUAUUCCAAGCAGCGUUGUGUGCGUGAGGAAGAAAGAUGGGGGAAUAAGGUUAUGUGUUGCCUAUCGAGAGUUAAAUAAGAUCGCCACCCAAUCCCCGGAAUCCAGGAGACAUUGGAGAAUCUUGGAGGCAAUGCAUGGUUCAGCACGUUAGACCAGGGCAAGCUUACCAUCAGGGCUUUGUAAGCCCCGAACGCCAAUCAUUAACUGCCUUUACAACUCCGUGGGGGUUGUACGAGUGGGUAAGGAUACCAUUUGGUUUGACGAACUCACCUGCCAGCUUUCAACUUUUUAUGGAGGGCUGCUUUGGAGAUCUGCGCGACCAAGACUUAGUAUGUAUCCCCUACUUAGACGAUAUAAUUGUGUUUUCAAAAACAUUCGAGGAGCACGUGGGACAUGUUCGACAAGUCCUCCAGCAGUUGCAAAGUCACGGCGUGAAACUAAAACCUGGUAAAUGUAAGCUAUUCCAUAGAGAAGUUUCCUUCCUUGGUAUCUAGAGUGAUAUCGAAAUCCGGAUACUACAUCGAUCCGAAAGCCACUGAAGCCGUGACAAAAUUAAAAGAUAGCAUACCGAAAACAGUAGGUGAAGUUCGACGACUCAUGGGCUUACUCGGAGUGUAUCGCCGCCAUAUCAAAGAUUUUGCCAGGAUUGCAAAACCCAUCAGUAUACGAACUGUUAGAUGGAAAGCAUCAAAAAGUGGGACCACCACCAACUAAUGGUCAACUCCUAUCGAAACAUCCAGUAAAGUGGAUUACGAAACAACUGCAAUGAGCAAGCUAAUGGAGUGUGUCACAUCACCACCCAUCUUAGCAUAUCCCGGCUACAACACCCCAUUCGUAGUUCGUACCGACGCUUCACAGCACGGACUCGGAGCGGUUCCAUAUCAAAAACAAGAGGGAACUUUGAGGGUAAUUGCAUACGUCUCGCGUACCUUGAAUCCGGCCGAGCGUAACUACCACCUCCACGCAAGGAAACUGGAAUUCCUAUCACUGAUAUGGUCAAUUACGGAAUUAUUUCGUGAUUACCUUUACUAUUCCCCUCGCUUUAUCGUUUACACGGACAACAACCCGUUGUAACUGACUGACUGCAAUUAUAUAACUACUUACAAAAAUUAUGUAGCUUUUACAGCGCAUGGUUUAAUAUGUAACCUAAUUUAUUUGAUAACACAGAGUAUUGCAAAGCACCUGCGUUGUAAAAGGCGGACACUUGGAUCACUUUCUGAAGAACAAAAGGAGAAUUUAGCAAAAGGGCCAAGCCUUGCAGACUUUAUCUCUGAAGAUGUUCCUACAGACUUCAAUCCAUAUAAGAGAAUUAAAGGGAAAAGGUUAGUUUUGAAAUUUCAAUAAUCCUACCAAUACAGUACACCCAUCAUCAAAGUGCAUCCUCUUGGCUAUACAUGCAUGUAGAACUUAGUUUUUGUGAUUGAAACUUUGGCCUUAGAACCUUUUGCCAUGUUAUUACUGGCAACAUGUAACAUUAAAAUGUAAAACAACUAUACAUCGAAUUAAUAUGUAAUUCUCAAUAGACUUUAGAAGUGCUGACGUCACGUAAUUUUCAAAUAAUGAAUUACUGACUCAAACGUAUCCCACAAUGCACUGUGCAUUCCAGAAGUCCUCUGCAUUGAAAAUUGUGCAACGUAUGCAGUAUGUAUAUCUGAGGUGUAUUAGUUCGAGUGUUUAUUAUUCCACUAACCAUGUUGCCAGGGGCGGAUCUAGGAUUUUUCGUACGUUAGUCAAAAAUUUCGUUGCUGAACAUCGGGGGGGGGGUCGCAAAGCGAAUUAAUUUGUAUCCAGUUUUACGAAAAAAUGUUACGUGAAAAAUGACUGUUUCGCCCAAUUCAGUGCUCGUCAGCACGCCUAGGAAACACAUAACUCCAUAUUUUGUCCUUAAUUUGCAUGAAUGGUCAAAAGAUUUUCAAAUAUAGCGAUGUAGUUUUAUAAAACAUUUGAUUGAUUGUUAAUUCGCAGGAAGAGAAUUUCCACGUUUAAUUCACUGCUUCUCGAGACUCGAGUUUUAUUCAUAGCAGAAACAUGUGCCAUGAAUAAGUUAUCACAAUGGCAACAUGAUCCAUUUUACUUAUUGUAUACAUGUUGUAGAGAUCGUAUUACACAAAGCCAUGCACAUUGUCAUGUGCUUGUAGUUUUAAUAUACUAGACAACUAGGCAUAAAUAAUACAGUAUUAUAAGUAUCUGAUCAAUAUAUAAAGCCCACAUUUCACAAGAGGCAUAAACAAAGUAUAAACAAACUGAAACUGCUUGUAUUAAGCCGCAGUAUCAUGUAAAGUGACCGAAAUAUUAUGUAAAUUUCGUCUCUUAUUACGUACAGACGCGCAACCACUACAGCCUACAACAGCUAUGAUGCUAUAUCAAGUUAAAAUAGAAUAUAUUUACCUUAAGGCCGUACAAAACGUUUUCGUUCUCUCUCGAACGUACUUCGGGAUGUAAGAUUCCGCACCAAAAUUUCGCGGUGCGAGGAAGAAACUUGUGUUGUUCACACUUCACAGCGCUCAAUAAGUCUUUAGAACGCUUCGGGCAGCCUUUGCGGUUUCGUAAAUACCAACAGACAUGGCUAGUAUUAGUUUAGAACUUCUGAUAAAUUUUCCGAUUGCCAUAAAACGCACAUGCUAUAAAAUCGGCGGGUACGCGUAUAAUAAUAAGAGACGAAAUUUACAUAAUAUUUCAGUCAAUUUUACAUAAAUACUGCUGCUUGAUCAGAAAGAUCCUGCAACGUCAUAGACCUUUCCGUGCAUACUAUUAGCCUGAACGGUAUGAUCGAUCAAAAAAAUCCAGCCAACGGGAAUUGAGGAUUUUUUUGAAUUAGCCAAUCGGAUAGCCUGUAUUCGAGCCCCUGAUCGCUUUAGCGAUCAGAACUCCCCACAGAUCGCGCAAAAAUCGAGAUAGCCAAUCAGAUAGCUGGAAUCUGACUCAGAGCGUGCAAAACUCAUGCGUAAGACCGCUUUUCUGCGCGUUCAUGUUCGAAGGCCUUGCUACUGGAUGAUAUCUUAGAACUGGACUGUUAAACUUUCAAUACAAUACACUGCGCGAAGUUUGAUAACUGGACUGCUAUUUUAAUUUAACAAUUUUCUGCCGGCCAAUUUUUACCUUAGUCGCGUGAUCGCUCUGAUCACCCCUAGAUCCGCCCCUGCAUGUUGCUGUCUACAUGAAAUAUGUCAAGAGUUGUGUCUGAAAAUACAGCAUCAAGACCCAGAGGUCAAAGUUUCUUGGACUAUUGACCCCCAACACCUCUGACAGGUUAACACUUUGCCUUGUUAGUCUACUUUGAGCUUGAAAUUUGGGAAAUACAGAAUUUUUGAAAUUUGGGAAAUACUGUACAGAAUAAAUACUCGCCUUGACACAAAUUGAAAGUAAAGCGCACAAGGGUGCAAAAUGGCAAAACAGGUUUAAAUAGGACAAGUGGUGAAAGUGUGGUUUGCCUUGACGCAUAAAAUCGUCUGUUCGUAGACAAGGUAAAAUAACAAAGUACAGUAGGACGCAUUGUUUUCCAGGUUACGGUUACCACCGUGGCUUAAAACAGAAAUUCCAAUCGGAAAGAAUUAUUACAGGCUGAAGGAAUCUUUGAGAGGUCUUAAUCUGUCCACGGUAAGUUCAGUUUGAGUGACGACACAUAUUAUCACCAUGAUCAGUGGGUAUUGUGGGUGCAAAUACUGUUAUAAAGCAACAAGUUCCAACCUAGUUGCUGUAAAAAAUUUCAAUUCAUUGACAUUUUUGCUAGUCAACUCCCAACAACUCUCAUGCAACCUUUGUUCGCGUUUGACCAGGGCAUGAGAGUUGAGAAAACUCUCAUGCAACCUCUCACUGUCAUCAACUCACGUUUGACCAGGGCUUAGCUAAAAGGAUAUCAGGCUUUCAUAGAUAAAUAUUCUUGUUCAUCUUAGUUAUUUACUGUUUGAAAUAGCUGGAAUCUGAGCCUAUAGUGUCCACCUGAUUCGAUCACAUAUACAGUCUAAUUUAAAGAAAACGUACGUUCAUAAUCCAAAAAUAUGUAUCGGAUGGCAUCGAGCAUUAGCAUACAUCCGCUGAAUGGCUCCAUUCAAGUAUUGUGGCUUGCAUUGUAGGUAUGUGAAGAAGCGAAAUGUCCCAAUAUUGGGGAAUGUUGGGGAGGAUCUGAUGGUCAAACAGCAACUGCGACGAUCAUGGUAAUACAUGGUGGUUUAGGUUACAUUAAUGUCAUUGAUUGAUAACACAAUUAUUGUAAACAUAGAUUAUACAGUCAGUUAUAUUUCUCAUUUCUAGUUACUAGGUGACCAGUGUACGAGGGGAUGUCGGUUCUGUUCAGUGAAAACAAACAAAAAGCCACCACCACCGGAUCCAAUGGAACCAGAAAAUACAGCUACAGCAAUUUCAAAAUGGGAACUUGGUUAUGUUGUUCUAACAUCUGUUGACAGAGAUGGUUAGCAUUGUAUCUUUUUUGUCGACCUCAAUAUCAAUAACUAGGGAGAUGCUAAGCAUCACGGGGCGAGCCAGAGCAAUCAUAGCCAGCAACUAUCAUGCAACAAUGAUGACUAAUGUCAACCUUUCUUGUUUCCGCACUUUAAUUAAUUAAACUAUCAUUGGUAUUGCAAUGUAGUGUCGAAAUUUCAAAGGCAAAACUCUUAGUAUUAUAAAUGUUGGGAAUUGUAUUUCUAGCCGUGUAUUAUGUCUGAUAUUUUGUUCAAAGGCAAAACUCGUAGUAUUAAUGUUGGGAAUUGUAUUGCUAUCCAUGUAUAAGGCCUGUUCUAAACGUCGCAUUUUACAUGUGCCGAAUGCAUUCAAAACAACAGAUAAUCAGCUAAAAUGCCUCAUUAUCCAUUGUUUUGAAUGCAUUCAGCGCAUGUAAAAUGCGACGUUUAAGGCCGUUUUCCACUAGGCGGAAUUUUCCGCGCGGAGCGGAAUUUUUCUUUGUCUUUUCUAAUUAGUUCCACUCGAGAAAUCACAAGACAAAGAAAAAUUCCGCUCCGCGCGGAAAAUUCCGCCUAGUGGAAAACGGCCUUAAGAAUGGGCUUUAUAUUUGAUAUUUUGUUAAAACAUUAAACACGUUAUUGAAAUCACAUUUUUUUCCAUCGUUCAUGCAUGAAAUAUUGAAAUAAAUAAUAUAGAAAUGGUUGAAUGCAUGGUUUUUGGCACGCGCGCUAAAAAUAGCAGAUACAUACAUGGCCCUGCAUGCAAACAAAACAUUUAAUACGUACAAAGCCGGAUUGCAAAAACUUGCAAAUAAGGUCCAUAGUUUCAGAGAAGAAUUACAGAAUAUUCAGCCCAAAUCAAAUCGAAAUCGGGCUUUGCAUCAGAGUUUGAACCGCAACUCACUCAGAAAUCGAGUAAAGUAAAAAUUGCGAUGGGCUUAAUACUGACCACUGUAAAUAAUACUGACCAUUCCAACUUCCAAAUGUUCUUUGGCAUGAAGAAUAUAUUUCAUCGCAUGAAAAAUCGUCAGCCGGUGAGAGGCGAAAGGCCUGUAGAAUUUACUGUAAAUCACUGCAGUGUAGGACUGAAAGUUCUCAAAAUAGCCGGUGCGAGGCGAAAGGCCGGUAGGAUUUAAAUCACUGCAGGAAAAGUUCCGUGUACGUACGUACGUACGUACAACUGACCGUAAUGCAUUGCGCUUGAGCUCGAUGAGCCACCAAACUGUGGGGCUCGCUCAGGCUCGCCCCAAUUAAUAAAAACUAAAGAUUAAUUAGAUCUAGAAUUAUUUCUUUAAUUGCAGAUUUACCAGAUGGUGGCGCUUCACAUUUUGCCGAGACAGUUAUCAAAAUCAAGGAAAAGUAACUAUGUAGUAGUAUAAAAUUUUUUACUACCUUCCAACUUCCAUAUUUUAUGUACUAUUUAAAACAUGGGCAGCAGUGUUUUUUAUCGGAUAUAAAGAUACGAGGCAAAGCCGAGUAUCUUUAGGUCUGAUAAAACACGCACUGCGAAUGUUUUAAAUUGCUUCAAAAACGAUCGAUCUAGUAAGUUCAUUGGCGAAGUAAUUUUCAAAAAAUACGUUGUGUAAGUCGAGAAAAUCAAAGUUAAAGUUUAUGUAAAUCAAGGGAAAUCUCUAUCACAUAUUAUAUAAAGAUACGACACGCUUAUGAUUUUUCUUUGUGUUUUCUUCAUGAAUUAUUAAUGAGUAUUUGAAUGUUAAAUUGAACUUAACUCUAAAAUACGCGAUUCUCAUUGGUUAACUUUCACAUCAAAAGUAGGAAAUGUGAGUAUAGGAAACGUGAUGUUUCCCUUCCAGGACAAAAAUGAUCAUGCGUGAUGUAUCUGAAGCGAAACGGUGUUCAAAGAAGAAGUUGUUUCUGACCAUAAUCAACCCCCAUACGCCCUUGGUGGUUGCCAGAAUACUGACAUUUAAAAACUAUUCAUUGACAAACUGGCUGACAGCUCGAUCGUUAAAGAUGAUUUCCAUUCCGUUCUGCGCAUCAGUUCUGCUCAUAACAAAGGGGACCCCAGAUAUAAACAUUGCCCAAAUAUUGUGUCUUUCGACGUUUCUGAAACGUACAGUUUAUAUCAUUUACAAGCAUAGCGAACCAGAGAAGUGUUAGAUAUUCAGUUAGUAUAUCAUAUUUUACAAAUAUAGCAGUUCAAAACAUAAACAAAGUUCGCGCAUGUGCACAGGAGUGACAUCAUCUUUAACUAUUUUCGAAUUAUUGACUGAUUUCCUCUACUGUUUCUAGAAACCCAUCACUGUUGGUUGAAUGUCUCACACCAGAUUUUCGUGGAAAUUUAGACCAUGUAAAAAUAAUUGUGGACUCAGGAUUAGAUGUUUACGCACAUAACGUAGAAACUGUGGAUCGACUUCAGCUGUAAGUAUAUUAUAUUUGGCAUUAUAAUAUAGCAUAAUUUGUAAAUUCUUAAAGAGCCAUGUUGAUAUAACUUAAUGUCAACACGGUUCGUAUUGAUAACAGUUCAACACUCGUGGAAAUUGGGAAAACUCGAAAUUUCCCAAAUUUCCACUCGUGUUGAUAUAACUGUAUAUCUAACUCCAUGUAGUUAUAAUUUAUCGAACUUGAUUCAUAGGCAAACACAGGCAAUACGUGGCACUGUUUUGUAAUAAAUGCCCAAUAGCCCAAAGGCAAAAUCUGGCUUUGGAAUUAACUUUAAAUAUCGGUUCGUUGGAGAAUUUUUAGCAUACACUCGAAGGCGUUUGUUGAAAUUACUCGUCUCAUGCCUCGUCAGAGCUGAAAGAUGUGCGUCAGCACCGCUGCCAGGAAAUUUUUAACAAAAUAUCUUGAAAUCGUCUUACAUCUGGAAAGGAAAUCGUCUUACAUCUUGCAGGAAAUUUUUGUCAUCUUAUAAACUGGAAUGCCACAUUAUUUACAAAAGCGUUUUGCAAGUCGAGAUUGUCUACCACAAUUGUUCAUCACAAUGUGUGGCACCAUAUUGUAUUUGACUUGCACAGGAAAGUUUUAUUUUGGGAUUUUGCUGCCAGGAAGAGAAAUAUAUAUUUCUAGGCCUGUGCCUCGUUUUGAACACAUUUUUUGGCGUUUCAAUUCACUAUAAAAACACCUUAUCUUAUUUUCAUUACGUCAUCGAUAUCCUGUAUCCUGUGUUAGUACUAUUUACAACAUGAGCGGCCGUGUUGUAUCGGAUAUACAAACUCGAGCCGAAGGCUAGAGUUUGUAUAUCCGAUACAACACGGACGCGAAUGUUGUAAAUGGCUUAAAAAACGACUCAUCUUAUGAGUUCAUUGGCGAAGUAAUUUUAAAAAUAGACGUUGUCUAUUCCGAGAAAAUCAAAGUUAAAGUUUAUGUAAAUCAACAUGAAUCUGAAUCACAUAUACAGACUUCUUCACGCCCAUGAUUUCUUUUGUGUUUUCUUCAUGAAUUAUUAAUGAGUUUUUUAAUUUGUGUACACAGUGUCACCUCUUGAUAGAAUAUGAACGUGGUGGUUUUUACCCUUUAAUCUUCCUGUUUUAGGCUUCUACGCGACCCCAGAGCCGGGUACAAACAGUCUUUAAAUGUAUUACGUCGUGCAAAGAACGCCAGAGCAGACAUGGUUACGAAGAGUUCAAUCAUGUUGGGUGUUGGAGAAACCGAUGACGAGAUUUUACAAACUAUGAAAGGUGCUCAUUCGUAGAAUUUCCAAACCGUUGAUAAAAUCUUCACAAAUAUUGAAUUUAUUUUUCAGCUAUUUUGCAUGCAUAGCAACAUCACUGAAUUCUGAUCGGUGGAGAAAAGAACAAUAAUUCCUUUUUUUGCUAUACAAUAACCGAAAUCGAUUGUUUGUUCACUUCGGGUUUUUACAACUGGAGAAUUCGUGAAAAUGGCCAUGUAUCCCAGAUUUGAUACCGAGAUAGCAAUAUUUGGGUAAAAUUAUUGCACAGUAAUAUCAAUAUAACAUUAGGUUUUCUACUUCUUACUCUAGACCUCAGGGAAGCUGACGUGGAUUGUUUAACACUUGGACAGUAUAUGCAACCUACAAGAUUACACUUGAAGGUGUGGUGAUUGUAUACACCUUUUCGAUAAUUACGUCAUGACUACUUUCUUGGCCUGGGAGCCUCGUUCUCAUUAACCAAGAUGAAAGUCCAUUGGCUCACGAUUCAUGAGAACGAGGCUCCCCAGGUCAAAGAGAUUUGUGACGUAAUUAUCGAAAUGGUGUAUUACAUGAGUGGUAUUACUUGUAAUCGUUAUUAAAUAAAAUUUAGUUUCUUCAUUUUUACACUCUUGUACUGUAUAUUGAUAACUGAGACAAAUCCCCGUUACAGGUAAACUACGUGAAGCGUUCCUCUUUUGACUUCCUAACUCAUUUGGAAUUUUCCUUAUUAGCUUUGGCUUUGCAAAUUUGAAAAACUCUUUGCAAAUCCCUUCAGGGAAUUUGCAAUGUUCCUAUCGGCUGUUACAAUACUCCAAUGCAAUCCUAUCGGCUGUUACAAUACUCCAACUUUAUUUUAAAUUUUCCUAACUUCCUGUUUUAAUUUCAUGACUUUCUGUUCUGUUCUGAGCGUUGUCAUUGGUGGAUUAAUAGGGAGUUUACGAUCUACGACGCGGCCGGCUCAGCGACGCAGUCUAAAUUUCAGCUCAAGAAUGAGCGGUAAGCAAUUUGAUUACUGUAAUAAAUAUUUCACGCUUUUUCAAAUAACCUUACAAACUGCUACGUUCGGCUGAAGCGAUGCAAUGUUUGCUGUAAUUUCGAUUUUAAGUAACACCUCUUGGGUCGCAUUAAGCUUUCACAUUGACUGGAAGACGUAAUAAUGCUUGUUUAACGUUGUGUUGAGAAUGACAACGCGGUUGACAAUACUCCUGGGACCACGAAUUAUUGACAGUUUUUGUCUUGCAUGACAAAUUUCUUUGUAAGUUCUUUGUAAGUUUGCAUGGCGAUAAACAUAUAAUACUAUUGUUUGUGAAAACACCAAAUUUUUUUGUUUUGAAAGCGCGUCGUCGAGGCGGCCGCGUCGUAGAUCGUAAACUCCCUUAAGCCUGUUUUCCACUAGGCGGAAUUUUGAGCGCGGAGCGGAAUUUUUCUUUGUCUUGUGUUUUCUCGGGUGGAACUAAUUAGAAAAGACAAAGAAAAAUUCCACUCCGCGCGCAAAAUUCCGCCUAGUGGAAAACCGGCUUAAUAGCCAUGCAAUUACAACGCACAGAACAGAACAGAACAGGACAGGACAGGACCGGACAGGACAGGAAGUUUGGGGUUGUUUACCAUUUACACGGAAAACCCAUCCGGUUUGAAAUUGUGCUAAUGGUAAGCAAAAUUUCGGAUAGAAAAUCCCAUUCGGAUUAUGCGCUUUCCAUUUAAUAAUUUCAAUUGUUAAAUCGAGAAGAGUCUGGAACUGGUGAAAAAAAAUAAAAAAGAUGUAAAUGGAACAACAUUUACCGCUUGAAACUUUCCAAUCGGUAAGAGAGGACAACCUUUUCAAACAAACCGUUCAUUCCGGAAAAGUUCCGGUUGGGCAGUCGAAAUAUGCUUGUUCCAUUUACUUUCCGUAUGGAAUCACCGGAAUUUCCAUGUAAAUGGUAAGCAACCUGGAACUUGUAACAGAAAGUUAAGAACUCCUAAAGGCGGUUUUCCACUAGGCGACAUUUUUCGACCGAAUCGAAAUUUCUCUUUGUUUCAUGAGCUCUCGAGCAGAACUAAUUGUAAAAAGACAAAGAGAAAUUUUGUUUCGGUCGAAAAAUUCCGCCUCGUGGAAUCAGGCCUUAACAGGAACUGAGGAAAAUUUAAUCGGCUUUUAGCAACAUUGAAAAUUCGUUCAAGGGAUUUGCAAGAGCGUUUUUUAAAUUGCAAAUUAGUCAAAAGAGGAACGCUUCACGUAGUUUAUCUUUAAAUCACUUUCAUCAUUUCUUUCAGGUAUUUGAAUACAUAACGCCACAAAAAUUUGAAUAUUGGGAGAAAGUUGGUAAAGACUUAGGUUUCGCUUAUACAGCAAGUGGUCCGUUGGUUAGGUCUUCUUACAAAGCUGGUGAGUUAUUUGUUCACACACUUGAUUUUGUACGAGGUAUAUACGAACUGAUCUAUAAAUAAAACUGGAUUGUGUAUUUACUGUGACUGCAUUAAAAUGAAGCUAUAGGAGUCCAUGCCUGUAGAAAUUAGGACGUUAUGGAGCGAUUCUACCUCCAAAGUCUAAAGGUCUAACUCCAAACCAAAAUAUACACUUGAGCAACUUGUGUAAUUCAAAACUGAGUUGAAAUAUGAAUUGUGGAGUUACUGGCUAACUCCAAAAAUCAUUUAGGAGCUAUAGGUAUCUAAGCCUGGAGUUACUGGCUAACUCCGAAAAUCAUUUGGAGCUAGGCAUAACUCCAAGAAGCAUGAAAAAAUUGGUGUCUAAGCCUUGAGUUUAAUACGGGUUAAUUGCCUAACUCCAAAGAGUAUGUGUAGCAAGGUAAAGCCAUGCAGCCUAGCCGCUAGGUAUGUAAGCCUGAAGUUACUUGCUGUGUAACUCCAAAAUUCAUUAGGAGCUAGUUAUCUAGCGGCACACUUGGUAUUCUGUUCUCGUUCAGCGGCUAUAUUUUGAUCUGCAGUUGCGGCGCAACCCAUUCUCGUACUCCUCGACCCUUGUCAUGCUCUGUUGACUGCGUGUAAGACGGGCUCUGGGUACGAGAAUGUGACAUAGCCUAGCUCCAUUUGAAGAUUGGCUACCUCCACAAAAAUAAAAUCUACAGGUAUGACUAUGUAGGCGUCAGCCAUAUACCAGGGAACCAACUGGUAACAUUUUAAACUUAUAACGUAUGAUAGGCAUUGACAGCUUGCACGGUUAAGUGAGAAAGACAUUUUCCUGUACGUUUAGGACCUUAAUUAAAUGCUGAUUUAGACUGUGCUUAACCUGCUUUAUGUCUGCAACAGUGAAUAAUAGAUUUAUUUCCACUGAUAUUCUUGCUUAGCCUGCAGGUGGUUUAUCACCGCUUUGUUGGAGUGAAUUUGAUAAAAUAUUGAGAUUUUCCUUCUUUGAAAUUCAUAUUUAAGCAUAUAUAUACUUGACGAAACCCUCUUUGUCCUUCGAAUCCCUUCCAGAUGAUCUUGAUACGCGAAAAAGUACUGGCACUAGUUGUCAAAUAGAAAUCCAUUUUAUGAUUAAAACAACUGAAUAUCUCCUGUAAUAUACUUUAUUUCGAUUCCAUAUUUUUGUGAGAGCUAUAGGUCUCAUAACCAAACAUAAUUACAAAAUUUCAACUAGUUUCAUAAAGAAUUAACGAAAGAUAUAAUUGACUGAAUACAUCAAAAUGGAUUUCUAUUCGGACAACCCUUUCUGAGCGCUGAUUGGCUAAAAUACGAACACGAGAUCACCUAGUUGGGAUUAGUUGGAACCAUCUGUAUUUUGCCUAUCUCAUAGUAUCUGUUUUCGAGAUUGCGAAAAUUUGUGAAACAAGUUUGUUUUUUAUUUAUUUAGGCGAAUUCUACCUUACAAAUUUGGUAAAUAAGCGAAAAUCGUCAGAAAAGUAAAGUAUGUACCAGCUAUAUUUGGUGCCGUAUGUAGACUUGCAGAUACUUUUUUAUUUGGAGAUAGAAUUUCUAAGAAUUUAUAUAUAUGUAUUAGGUCUGCCCAAAUUUGUACAUGAAUAAAAAAUAUUUGUUGUAAAAGUGUUCAAAUUAGUGUGAUAACAAUUUUUUUAAAACUCCGGUAGAUUCGGUGGUUAAGCGUAGAAAUAAAAAAUAUUAUUGAUACUCCUCAACCAGAAAAAAUAACUUAAUAAGCAGAUAGUUUACGUAUGGUUACAUUUGUGGUAAUUAUAAAAACUGAACGAUUUUGUUGACAAAAUUAUUUCAUGUAUAACGUUUACGACGAGUCAUUAAACACUAUAGAGUUAGAAAAAAUUCGAUUUAGGAUAGAAAAACAAUCACAAACAAGAGGUGAUAAUGGCAUGGCUAAUCUGCUGACGUGUAUCAUACAUACACGUAUUUUGACGUCCUGUUUGUCAUUUUGCGUUGCCGUUUGAAUCUAAACCUCCUUAUAUAAUUUUAUACAGAACGACGGUGACUUGGAUGAACAACGAGUUUUGAAGCCGUUGCAAAGGAUGUAAAUUAUACAGCAAGGAUCAGCAUUAGUUUUGGCUUACAUGACAUUAUAGUUGGGAGUCUGUAAUUGAUUCACAACAAUUACGUCACGAAAGUGCCGCCAUUUGUGUUUAUAACCACUAAUAUAUUUCAUUAAAACAACCAAUUAAAUGGCAAGACGAUGUCAGAAGACGAUACUUAAAACCUUGAAUUCUGUUUUCUGUAUGAUGGUGUACCAUGAAUAAACUGGGAUGGGUUUACUGUCAUUCCAAUUGAAGUGUUGCUCAAAUAUUGAUUCAAUACAUUACCUCGAGCUGACUAAUUCAUUUCAUCAAGUUCCUCGAGAUAUUCAUACAAUUCCUAGUAUAAUUGUAAACUUCCUGUUGAAUAGUUUGAAUCCACCAAUCACCUUUGUUGUUUGUGCAACUAACCAAUCAUAAAUAGAAAGGAAGUGACCAGAAAUGAUCAAAUACUUGGAAUUGACUCUUUCACAGGAAAUGUUAGCCUGCGUGGCAGGCCCUCGAAUUUAUGGGGGGCCUGAUUUGCAGCGGGCAGGAUUUUGGCGGGCUCCGGGGGAGGAAGCCCCCCCCCCCAAUAAAUUCGAGGGCCUGCCACGCGGCUAAGGAAAUAUAUGAAUAUCUCGAGGAACUUGAUGAAAUGAAUUGGUCAGCCCGAGGUAAUGUAUUGAAUCAAUAUUUGAGCAACACUUCAAUUGGAACGACAGUAAUAUUUGAAAAAUUUAAUACAAAUUGGGAUGGGAAAAUUUAAUUAAUAUCCUUAUACACCUUGUUUGCACUUUCAUCAAUUCAGAAAACACUUUAUUAAAUACAAAUAAAAACUAAUUUUAUUAAAUACAAAAUUAAAAUUUCCUAUAAUAAUAUUACAUUGCAAAUGUGUCUGAUUUAUAACAAUUAUGGUUCGUUUAUAACAAUUAUGGUUCAAAAGAUUUCCAUAGCUAGGUUGGGUCAGUAAAAACUGUCAACUUAAAUGGAAACCUAAAAGAUGGGACUAUAAACCCUCCUCAUUGUGAAUAUCUAUUAAUAGAAAAUUAAGUGAAUAUUAAAGCUGAUAUAGUAUAACUAUAUAUAUGCAUGUAUACUAUAUAGUGUUUACAAUUAUAGACAGUAUUAAGUAUAUUGAGUGAAAAUAAUUUUACAUUGCUUGAAAAUAUGGGAUCAAAAUGAAAUUUCAGUUCUCUCUAUACUAAACCACAUGCACGCAUGAACAAUCGUAUGGAUUCAAUUCACUUCCAGCUCGGCACACAAUAUCUGGUGAGCAAUAACAUUCACAAGUAUUUUUGUUAAGUAGCUUGUUUUUUCUUAGGCAUCGUUUCUUAAUACUAUCAAGACAUUGGCAAUCACAAGUAUCUGGACUCCAUAAUUUCCCGUCGCUGUUACACGGGUAGGGAUGUUUGAUGCACGUGCAACGACACUGUUCCAUGUUCCAUUCCUAACAUAUCGGGAAAACAAAGU